GCAGCUGCUAGUGUAAUAUUGAUUAAUGCUGAGAAGAGAAGGCUAAUAGAAGUGUUUCCAGACAACGUGAAGGAAGUAUGGAAAGAAUGGGAAGUAGAAGUGCUGAUUCUAGUAAGCCUCACGUUGCAGAUUGUGCUUAUUCUGUUUGGAAAGCGCAGGCAGUGUGUGGCGAGAUUAUGGAUCAGAUUGAUUCUAUGGACAGCUUACUUACUGGCAGAUUGGGUUGCUACUGUUGCAUUAGGUGUCAUCUCUCAGAAUACGUUGGAUAAAUGCCAACGAGCAAGUGUUGAUGACAACUUAAAGGAUGAGUUAAUGACGUUCUGGGCGCCAUUUAUGCUGCUGCAUCUUGGCGGUCCUGAUACUAUCACGGCUUAUUCAUUGGAGGAUAAUGAGCUGUGGUUAAGGCAUUUAGUAGGUCUGAUAAUCCAGAGUGGACUAGCAUUCUAUAUCUUACUUGUGUCCUUGCCAGGCUCUUCUUGGCUUCCAAUUCUAAGCUUAUUCAUCUUCAUGUCUGGUCUUAUCAAGUUCUGUGAGCGGACGUAUGCUCUCCACUCUGCAAAAACAAUGAAUCUCAGGGACUCAAUCCCGACACCCCCAGAUCCUGGACCAAAUUAUGCUAAAUUCAUGGAGGAAUUUACUUUGAAGAAAGCUGAGGGCUUCUACGUGAUAGCAGAUGAGGUUAAAGAAAUCCCAGUUCCAAUUGAUCAUUCUUACCACACUGGUAAAGAUAAAUUGCUGCUGAUAUCUGAAGCUUAUGAUCAGUUCCAGACUUUUAAACGCCUAUUUGUGGAUCUCAUCCUCAGCUUCCAGGACCGAGACAACAGCCAAUCUUACUUCCAGAAACUUACUCCAAAAGAAGCUUUUGAUGUGAUUGAGGCAGAGUUAGGAUUUGCAUAUGAUACCUUCUUUACCAAAGCACCCGUUAUUUAUACUCCUCUAGGCUGCAUUCUUCGUGUGGUUACUAUUUCUUGCACUCUUUUUAGCUUGAUUUUAUUUUCUUUAUGUAAGAAUAUAUCUAAAUACCACAUACUUGACCUAAUUCUCACUUAUCUGCUGCUGGUUGUGGCCUUUCUCCUGGAAAUAUAUGCAUUGAUUAUUUUGCUGAACUCAGACUGGAUAAAAAUUCGGCUAAGCAAAGGCAAACAGGACGGAAUAUUUCACCAGUUCCUCCUAAGCAAGCAGUGUCUGCAAAGAUCAAAUAAAACAAGGUGGUCCAAUUGCACACCCCAAUACAAUUUGCUGAGCUAUUGUCUUGAGUUCAAGCCUCUCCCGUUCCUCAGGUUCCAAAAACUCUUCAUGGUCGAUGAGCUCUUGGAAAAACACAAGUACAAGAGGUAUGUAGAAGUCUCCCCAGAGUUAAAGGAUCUGAUCUUUAACCAUUUCCAAAAGUUUGCAGGAGAAAGUAAUAACGAGCCUGAUCCUACGGCCUUAUACAGAAGGAGAGGCAGUAUUGCGCUUAAUGAAAAUGCCUGCCCCUCCCUAGUUUGGUCUACUGAGGUAGAAUUUGAUCAAAGCAUCCUUAUUUGGCACAUUGCUACUGAUCUAUGCUAUUACUUGGAAAAUAACAUUGUCGAUGGAAGUACUACUCAUUCCAUAGAAUCAAAAAGUAAGCAAUUAUCAGAUUAUAUGUUGUAUCUUUUAGUAGUGUGCCCCUUUAUGCUUCCAAUAGGAAUUGGGAUGAUCAGAUUUAGAGACACAUGUGCUGAAGCUAAAGAGUUUUUCAAAGAGAGGAAUCUGGAAAAAAAGACAUUAGCUAUAGCCUGUGGCAAGUUGCUCACAGUGAAUACUGAAGUUAAACCAGCCAAAGUGAAAGGGGAUAGGAGCAAGAGCGUGUUGUUCGAUGCGUGCAUACUUGCCAAAGCAUUGCAACAAAAGGGAAAGGAGCAGAAAUGGAAAGUCAUCAGUGAAGUAUGGGUGGAGAUGCUUGCUUAUGCUGCUACACAUUGCAGAGGGAACCAUCACGCCCAGCAGCUUCGUAAAGGAGGAGAGCUUCUUACUCAUGUCUGGCUUCUCAUGGCACAUCUUGGCAUCACAGAGCAAUUCCAGAUAUACAGAGGCCAUGCUAGAGCCAAGCUCAUCGUCAAGUAAGCACUCAGAUUCCUGUGCUGAUGAUACAGUUAAAUAAAUAAAAUUGUGUUCUCUCUAAUCGUUUAAGCUUUUAGUUGAUGUGACUUCACAAUUCAACAUGGUAUCAGAAUAGUGAUAUAGGCUAAGAAAACAAAGUUAAUAUUUAGCAUGUUCCCAAAAGCAAGAUGUUGAAUUCCAUUUAUUCUACUACUAAACAUAGUUUGUUGAAUUAUAA
Molecule: messenger RNA, 2302 nt
Organism: Lycium ferocissimum
Lineage: Eukaryota; Viridiplantae; Streptophyta; Magnoliopsida; Solanales; Solanaceae
Exons: 1
Source: RefSeq, a predicted model, not a curated record